Gadus chalcogrammus (walleye pollock) is the source of this 3076-nucleotide messenger RNA. RefSeq names its product TIR domain containing adaptor molecule 1 (gene ticam1). Bases 452 to 2173 code for a protein of 573 amino acids. Gene Ontology annotation, molecular function: protein kinase binding. The record is from RefSeq and is a predicted model, not a curated record. Lineage: Eukaryota; Metazoa; Chordata; Actinopteri; Gadiformes; Gadidae. Gene Ontology annotation, biological process: positive regulation of canonical NF-kappaB signal transduction; positive regulation of natural killer cell activation; positive regulation of cytokine production involved in inflammatory response. The transcript has 2 exons.
UGAGGUCCCAUACCUCAUACAUCGCAUGUUUCGAUUGACAGCGCCUUUAUAGUCUCAAAAUGUAUUUAAUAUAAUAUAUCCUUUAUUGUAUAGGCCGAGUUAGAAACAUUACAUAGUUAUAACCGGCGAUAUGUCAACGGUACCCGAUAGCGCUCUGCCCAAUAGCAUUAUGGCUGGCAUAUUACCAACAAACUAUUCUAGUUGAACAAGAAGAAUUCCUAUUGGUUGCUUUGACCAGAAGAGUCACUGCAACUCACUUCCUUAGUUGGGUGUGAAUCGAUCGUUCAUGUUUCUUGCUUCAUUGUUAAAAAUAUAAUGCUGGUGCAACUCAUCAAAUAUAAUGCUUAGUAAUUCCCUGCAGAAAAAAAGACAUAAAAAAGACACUCAUCCUAUCAGUCAUUGGAUAUAUCUGUGGAUGUGAAUUGAUCCAUUGAUCCUUGUUCUAUCAAACAUGGAUGCAAAAGGGGAAGAAAAACUGGGAACUGGAUUGACAGAUGUCAUAAGACUUCUGCUGGACUUGCCAAAGGAACGGUUGUUGAGCCUGACAUACCAGCUGGGCAAAACCCCCGAGGAGGUCCUAGUGCGCGCCCUGAGCCUCCUCUUCCUCCACAAAGAGACGCAGGGCCUGGACCAACUCCAGGCGCUACAAGACAACUCCCUGGCAAACCAUCUGGCUGAGAAGUGGCACACGGCUGGGGGCCAAUUGGAGGAUUUCAGAGAGCAAUGUGGUCAUCUUGACAAUUUUGCGGCAGGAGAAGAGACACCUUUACACCUCGCACGCAUGUUUGAAGUAUUGUCUAAGGAAAGGCUGUGUGACCCACAUCUGAGAGAUCUUGCAUAUUCGAGAGCGGUUUCCGUUUACGGUGAAAAAAACAUUGAUUCCAAAGUCCAACUCUUCUCAUCUGUGGAUGGAGCAGACGAAGAGAGUAGAGCUUUGUCCCUGACCCAAGGUAAAUCAGACAGCAAUCUCAGCAUGCCUUGCUCACUAAAGGCUAGCUCUUCCUUUGACUCGUAUCCUACGCAUCUAGAGAUAAGUUUAGCUACAACAGGGGUGCUUAUUAGCGACCAAAUCACACCAGUAGCGUCACAGCCCUCCCAUUCAAAACCUCAGAGUUUGGCAGAAGAUGAAUUAGAAAAGAAUGCACCUGAUUCAUAUCUUUCAUCCAAUUCAUCAGAGGCAUCGUCUAUGCUUACAUCAGAGAAUAGCUCGAAUGGCUCCCCUUGCAGCAUUGCAACAACAGACGUCAAUUCCCCUCAAGAAGACGAGAAACAAACCACAACCACACCAUCCAUCCAUUCCAAAUCACCACCUGCUGCGCCUAAAGGUCCUUCCCCCAAAUUCGCUGUUCCAAAAAAGACUGAUACAGGCAAAAAAACAGAAGAAGAAGAAGAAGAAGAAGAAGAAGAAGAAGAAGAAGAGGUGGAUACAUUCUAUGCCUUUGUGAUCCUGCAUGCAGCUGAGGACGUCAACAUGGCGGAGGCCAUGAGGGAAAGAGUGGAGUCCCUCUGUGGGGGCACCCUGGUGGGGGCCACGUUCUCCGAGGACUUUGCCGUCCCGGGCAGAAGCACCAUGAAGUGCAUCGACGACGCCAUCGAGAACUCUGCCUUCACCAUCCUGCUGCUCACCAACCACUUCGUCAGGAACCGGCGGUUCCAGGUGGAGGCCGAGGCGGCGCUCAUCCACUCCAUAGAGCACAGGCUGAAGUACAACACCGUCAUCCCCCUGCUGCCACGGGACAACGGCAUGGCCAAAGCCGCCCUGCCCAUGGUGCUGAAGACACUGAAUUGUCUGGAGGAGAACAUCAGAUUCGACAAGAAUAUCAGACGGGUCCUGUCUGCGGAGAGGCUCCGAACGCAGGAGAGCGUGUGGUCCAAAGCGCAGGAGGUGAAGAAGGAGCUGAGGAGACAGGAGCGAAUGAAAGAGGCAAACAAGCACCGCAAGCUACUCUGCGACAUGUAUGCGGCAACUGCCAAGGAGCAGCUUGAGGGUUUCAGGGUUCUCAUGGAGAAAGGCGGUGCUUCCCCGUUCCCAUUACCUGUUCCUGGGUGGCAGCAGCCGCAAAACAUUACCGUUGCCCAUGCAAAUUACGUAAUAGUUGGUAAUGACUCCACAAUGACUGUGGAUCAUGGAGAUUCAAUCACAAACUAUGUUGAUAAGGAUGAAGACAAUUGAUAAAGGGGGAUUGAUUACAUUGCAGGUGUUCGAUUUUGUUUUUAAAUUCCUUGGUCUACAAUGAUUGUUGAAUGUAUCUGUGUAGAAUUUUUUUAAUGGUACAACGAUGUUAUUAUGUCUUAAGAACACUAAAUGAUCACAACUGUUCUGACCACUAAGGCCUUUGCUGUAGGUUUCACAACAGACAUUUAUUUAAAAUUACACACACAAUGCCAACUGGGCCGAUACAUAUUUAGCUCAGGUCUGCCAUCUUCUGGCAAAAAGCAAUUACGACAUCCAGUGGCUGUAUAGACACAACAUGGGCACUAGGGAGCAAUGUUGUUGCAUACUUAUAGACCCUCAAUGCUCUCAUAAUGCUAUGUCAUCCUGUCCCGUCACCAUUAAGAUUCCUAAUAUGUAUAUGCGUUCAUCUGCGUGUUUGCUCAAAUGACAAAUCUACCCUUUACUUAGUUGGUUUAUGGGCUCUUGUUUAUCUGAAUUUUGCAUCUGAUUGUCCAGGAAGAUUAAAAAAACAACAGCAGUGUUCUAUUAGCUUAUCUAUCUGUGCCCAUUCAAAUCGCUUCUAAUUUUGUGUAAGUUGUAAUCACACUACCGUUUGUUAAUGAAUGCAUGCAUUUAGAACCACUAGAAUAAUGAACUUUAUGGUCAAAUAUACAGAAAAGAUUGAUAGGUGUGAGUGCAUAUGAUCGAACGUGCAUUGAUAGUGGAGGGGGAUUCAAUCACUUAUGUAAACUUUAACGCACCCAUGUUUUUGUGGGUUUUGGCUUUCCCCGUUUCGGUUUUCCUCUCCGGUCCUUUAUUUUUUGGACUACCGGUACUUCCCUGACCAAUGUCGGGCUUGAUAUGUUUUUGUUGUUGCAAUAAACCUUUUGUUUACUUCGGAAACCAUGUGUCUGUACUAUU